This is a messenger RNA of Endocarpon pusillum Z07020, 1011 nucleotides long. RefSeq lists its product as uncharacterized. The transcript has a single exon. The coding region runs from base 1 to 1011 and encodes 336 amino acids. The record is from RefSeq and is a predicted model, not a curated record. Lineage: Eukaryota; Fungi; Ascomycota; Eurotiomycetes; Verrucariales; Verrucariaceae.
AUGCAAAAACCCAGUCUUGACCUUGAGAUGAAAGAUGUUGCCCCCCCAAGCACGAUGAUGGACGGAACUUAUGGGGCACCUAUAGACGACGAUAUUCGAUCUCCCCGUACUCCAACCUAUGUUCCAACAUCCCCAACCUUUUCUAAAGUGACAGCUUUCGACCUCUCCCGCAUCUUUGGGCCUAACGAGACAAGCAUUGCUGGUGCUCCAAAGUCUGCUCAUCUUCCCCCGGAGCCUGUGAAACCAUUGGCUUGGAUCUGGCAAUGCCACCUUUGCAGAACACGAUACCCUCUUGGCGUGACCAGGCGUUGUUUACACGAUGGUCAUUUCUAUUGUUCUGGGGAAACGGAUCGGCCAAAUCUGAAAAAGAAGAAGAGAGGCCAGAGCUGUUCAAGUGAGUUUGAUUACAUUGGUUGGAGGGAGUGGGGAGAGUGGAAAAGAAAGGUACUCGGCAACUUGGAGAAUGGGAUUGAAAUUAAAUCCCGCCCAAGAGGUUGCCAAAAGUGUGAAUUCCCAGGCCAAUGCAGAUAUGCCUCCAGCCAUACAUCCUUUGAAGACACGGUGAUGACUGAAAAGAAAGGAGACGGGCCGUCAGCCUCUCUCAUGCCGGAAGGGUCUAAUAUCUCUUCGUUGCUGUACGAGAAGAGGGAUGUAUCAGAGACUGUCACCUUUGAUUCGAUCCUUGCAACCGUUCCUGGCGAGCGGGAUAAGAAGUCGAAGCUGAGAAGUGCAGACCUCCAGAUCAAUACAAAGAUAGGUACCAAAUCCUCUGCCACCAAGACCCUGUCUGUCAAAAACAACUCCGCCGUCUUUGACAGGGUGGCCAAAUCGGCCGAGAAACGGUCUGGCAAAAAAGAGUCCGCCCUUUCACCAAUUGCAGAAGAAUUCUUUUCCAAUGGAGAUCUCGCGGGAAGUUCAUUUGCUGACAUGGCGCUUCAGUCUUGGAACGAUAUUGUAGAAUUCGGAAAGGGGUUAUCGAAAAUAGAUGAGGAUUGCAUGGACCUCACCUGA